Apus apus (common swift) is the source of this 5506-nucleotide messenger RNA. RefSeq names its product centrosomal protein 164 (gene CEP164). NCBI's taxonomy places the organism in Eukaryota, Metazoa, Chordata, Aves, Apodiformes, Apodidae. The record is from RefSeq and is a predicted model, not a curated record. Bases 218 to 4600 code for a protein of 1460 amino acids. The transcript has 32 exons. Gene Ontology annotation, molecular function: protein binding.
UUUUACUUCCCAUUUUCUUCCCUUUCUCAUUUCAGCUUUUUUUUUUUUUGCCUGUUUCCAAAGUCCCUGAGUACUCAGUUCCUCUGUAGAGUUUCCAGGAGGAUCUACUCCAGGUUCUUGCUGGGUGCAGAGCAGGAACAUCCCUGGAUUGCCAUGAGCUCUCAGAUAUGGACAGAGGCUUAGCAGCUGCAGCCUCCAGCUCCCCCAGGACCUGUGGAUGGACCCCAUCAGGUCCCACAGACUUGUGCACUGCAUUGGGGACCAGCUGGUUCUAGAGGAAGAGUAUGAUGAGAACUACAUCCCUGAAGAUAAAGAAGUCUGGGAUUUUGCACAGGAAAUCGGGAUUGACCCUGAGAAGGAGCCAGAGCUGCUCUGGCUGGCCAAGGAAUGCCUGGUGGCCCCAAUACCACCCCCCUGGAAGGCCUGCCAGGAUGUCACUGGUGAUCUCUACUACUUCAACUUUGCAAAUGGUGAGUCCAAGUGGGAACACCCCUGUGAUGGCCACUACAAGCAGCUCGUCAUUCAGGAGAGGGAGAAGCUGUUGGCACAUGGUGCUUUGAAGAAGAAGGAGAAGAAGAAGAAGAAAGAAAAGAAGGAAAAGAAAGAGAAGAAGGAGAAGCAGUCACUGCAGCAACUUGCUCCCUCAGGCACCCUCCUGGCACCCGUGCAGGCUCCCCCGGGGACCCUGGCUCCGCUGCGCGGCCUCGCGCCCUCUCCAGCUGGUGUCCUCCCUGGGCUGUGGAACAGGAACAUGGGGGGCUCGGGGGACUCUGUCCCCAGGGCAGGGCUGCAGCCUGUAGGGGCCUGUAAACCCACCAGCCAGCCCAAGAGGUUGCUGGGCUUGGUCUGUGAAGAAGAGGCCUCAGUGACCACAGCAGCUCUGGAUGAGGGGAGACAGGAAGAGGAGGAAAGUGAGAAUGAGAGCCUCCAUGGGACAGCAAGACUGCUCAAAAACCUGCACGUGGAUGUCAGUGCCCUGGGAGGCAGCUUCAACUCUGAGGAGGACAGCAAAGAGGAGGAGGAGGAGGAGGCUGGCAGAGGGGUGGCUGAUGCUGCUGAAGCUGAUCCCCAGCACAGGAGCAGUCCCAUGGAGGAAGCUGGCAGCCUGGCUGAGAAGGAGUCUUUAAAAUCAAGACACCCUGAAGAAGGGCAGGAGUCUUCCUUGGAUUCUGGUGCUGCGUGCCCUCCGACUCCAGUUGAAGUUCGUUCUGGAGAUGCUGACAGUAGCCUGUCUGGCCACGACAAGGAGGAUUCGGAUGGGAAACCUGCUGGGAAAGAGUUACUGGGUACAAGUAAUGCUGAGGUGGAUGGUGACAUCUCUGCAGCUGAAGAGCUGCCCCCGUCUCUGGGGGAGAGGAGUGCAGCAGGGACCAACACGCCCAGCGGUGCUGAGCAGCCUGGAGCUGUGUCUGCAGCUGCUGGAGGUGCUGAGGAAGAUGAGCUGGAGAGCCUGGCUGCAGCUCCUGACACCCUGUCUGCUGGGGAAAAGUCAGUGAAGGAAAGCAGGGAAGAGGCAGCAGCUGAUGUGGAAGCAGAGAUCAGGCUGGAUGCUGGAGAACUUUCAGAGCUGUCCAAGAGCAGUGACUUUGGGGAGGACUUGCAAGUCUCCAAAUGCUCAGACCAUGUGCUGGGUCAGCCUGUGGGCUUGGGUUUCCAGACACAGCUUUCUGAGCAGGUGCUGGACGUGGAGGUUCUGUCUCCUGCCCUGGACAGCCCCACGGGCAAGGCCCAGGAGCUGGGAGAAGAGGAAAAAGACCAAAGCAAAGCCAGUAUAGAGGAACAGCAAAGUAAAAGAACAAAAGCUUCUGAGAGUGAGAGGGAUCAAAGCGCUGGUGAAGUGCCAGAAGGGAACUGUGUUGCUUUAGAGAAUCCGGGCCAGGAGGAGGUUGUGGCCCAAGAGCUGGGAUCACCGGGGAGCCUGAGCAGUCUGGAGGAGCUUGCUGCCCCACAGGAAGUUAGGCAAGCUGGGAAUGAGAUGGAGCAUCAACAGUCCUUGAACCAGCCCAGUGAGGAAUCCCUGGAGGGAAUAGCCAUGGAGCUGGAGACAGAGCUCAAGCCAGAGAAGAUAAAUUUGGUGCAAGAAAAGGAGGAGAAAAUUCAGCAGUUCCUGGAGGAGAUGGGGCAGCAGGAGGAAGAGGAACCUGAGAAGCUUCAUCAGCAACAGGAAAAAUGCCUCAGGACUCUAAAAGAAGAUCUGGCAAAGAUCUUUGAGGAGGAGGAGCUGCGUGUCAGGAAGGAGGAAACUGAGAGGCUCUCGAAGCUGCGAGCCAAGAUCACCUCAGAGACUGAGGCAGAGGUGGAGAAGAUAAGGGCAGAGCAAGAGGCCACACUGCAGAAACUGAGAGAAGAGUGGGAAUCCCAGUGGGCAAUGGAGAAGGAGAGCCUGGAGAGGAAACAGCAGCUUGCUUUGAAGAAAAUGAAGUUGGAAAUGGAGGAAGCUCAGCAGAAGGAUAUGACUGAGCUGGAACAAGAGAAGGAACAAUUCCUGCGUGAGCUUAAGGAGAGAUUAGACAGGGAAAAGAAGGAGGCAGUAGGAGAGCUCGAGAAACAGUUUGCAGCUGAACUCCAGGAGCUGAAAUCUGCAGCAGAGGAGAAGCAUCGUCAGGUCAUUUCCAGCCUGCAGACCCAGAUAGCAGAGGCACAGAGGAGUGAGGAGGCUCAGCUGCACGAGGACCUGCAGAGAGCAGAGCAGAGGGUGCAGCAGAAAGCCUUUCAAGUAACAGAGUAUGAACGUGAGCUCAGCGAGCUUAUGAGAGAGAAACGCCUGGAAGUGGAAAAGGACCACGAGAGGAAGCUGGAGAGGAUGAGAGAGGAGCACCAGGAGGCCCUAGCACGGAUUCGGGACCAGUACGAGGAGGAGGAGCGGCAGCAAAGGGCGGAGCUGCUGUCGGGGCUGCGGGGGGAGCUGGGGCGGCUGCGGCAGCGGCAGGACGCGGAGCUGGGCGCCCUGCGAACAGAGCUGGAGACGCGGCUCGUUGCCCUGCAGCUCCGGCACAGCCAGAAGGAAAGAGAACUGCAGGAUUCAGAAAAUGAGCUUGAGAUCCGCAUGAAGAAUGUCAAAGUCAGGUCAGCUGAGCUCCUCAGCCAGGAGGAGUCUUUGAGACAGAAGAGGCAGCAGCUGCUGGAUGAAGACAAACGGACAGAGCAGGAAAGAGACGAAGCUGCUUUAGCUUCUCAAGUCCGCCUGGAGGAGAACAGGAAGGAACAUGCCAACCUCCUCGAGUCCAUCCGGCAGCUGCGCAGGUCUCUAGAAGAGCUCCAGGACCAGAAGGCUGAGUUGGAGGCCCAGGUGGAUUUGUUGCAGACCCGAAGCCAGAGGCUGCAGAAACGCAUCAGUGAGCAGGAGGCAGCUGUCAGGAGCAAGCAGGAGACUUUGAAAGAACUGGAGGCAGAAGAAAGUGUGGAAUCUCCAAGAAGGAAAGCUGAGCUCCGCAUUGAAGACCUGAGAGAAAAUAUUCAAGCUCACUCGUCCAGGGAUCCUGCUUCCCCACCCUCUCCCAGCCAGGAGGACAGCGAGUUCCAGCUGGAUCAUGUCAGGAGAUACAUCUCUGCAGAAGGGCUCUCCAUCCGGAAUGCCAAGGAGUUCCUGCUGCGCCAGACGCGCUCCAUGAGGAAGAGGCACACGGUGCUGAGCGCUGCCAAGCAGCAGUGGCGCCAGGACAUGCAGAAGGCACAGGAGGUGCUGCAGGAUCCUGACAGCUCCCAGCUCCUGGAGGGCGUGCGCCAGAACCUGGAGCAGGAAGCAAAGCAGUUGGAUGAGAUGAAGUCAGCUAUGCGGAAGGGGCAGGUGCUGCUGAAGAAGAAGGAGGAGAAGCUGAGCCAGCUGGAGUCCUCGCUGCUGGAGGAGCUUUCAGAUGAAGACACGCUGAAGAGUGCUGGGUGCAGGAAGAUGGUGACUUUUGAUCUCAGCAGCUCUGAGGACACAAACAGCUCAUCCAGUGUAAAUCUCCAUCAGCCUAAAUUUGAUUUGAGAGCUGAUGUACGGCCUGUCCCACAGCCAGACAAGGUCCAGUACUUGAAAUCCUCUCUGCAGCAUAUCACCAGUGAGCUGAACGGGGUCCUUGGCAUCUUGGACUCUCUGAACAGUCACCAGUCUCCACUCCUCACCUCAACGCCCCAUCGUGGUGUCCCUCUGUCCACCUACACCUCCUUGGCAGGGCUGGGGGCAGGUGGCUCCCUGGGACCCCCCAUCAGAGGGUCUCUGGAGGAGCCGUGGGCCUGGAGCACUGGGCUGAGCUCCAGCCACUCCUGUGCAGCUGGACAGUCAGUGGACAGCAUCCUGGCCGAGAAGUGGCACAAGUAUUUCCCCAGUGGGCUCCCAACACUCAGUGGGAAUUCCAAGCCUCUGGACAACAAGCUGGGAUAUGUACCUGCAGGAGAGCAAAUACGGCAGUUCCAGCACUCCCAGUUCUGGAGCCGGGAGUCAGACAAGAUGAAUAUUCAAGGAAUGAUUGAGAGCAACAAGAAGUGGCUAGAAGACUUCAAGAGGGAUUCACAAGUACCUCUCUUCCUAGGUCCAGAGAAGACCCCUGCCCGCAGCCCCAGCCUCCUUCAGCUAGGACUGGAUGAAAACAGGCAAAUUAAAGUCUACCAUUACUGAGAGGUGGGACUGGGCUCUGGUGUCUGGGCCCCCUGUGCUCUGCCUGCCGCCGUGGGCUCCAGCGGUGCCCCCGUGUCUCCACUGUGUCUUUGCUGUGCCCUUGAAAGAAAGUCUCUUUACAAGGGAGCAGGGGAAGGAGGGAGUGAACUUCCCAGGUGGAUUCUUCUAAUCCUGAAAUGUGUCCAAAUAUACUUUAUAGACUGUUUAAUCCAGUGCUGAAAUAUCAGGGCUGCAAUAAAUCAACAGUUCUCUCAUUAGUAUUCUAGCGAUCGUGAGCCAGAGCUGUGAAUCAUGGAGGACUUUGAGUAACUGGUCAAGGGAGAGAACGUGAAUCCAGCUGAGACUUUGCUAGAGGAAAUGUGCCAGGAAAUGAGCCUGUGCUGAUGCCCAGCAAAUGCUCAAUUGCAGGUGGGACAAGUCACUGCCUCUGGCAUGGGCGUGAGUAGGACAAGCAGUGGAAUGGCUGUGGAGUCUGGGGACAGAGUGGGAGGGUCUGGGACAACUGUUUGCCACAGUCAACUUGCUGCUGGCCUGCUGAAUGCCACCAGCUCUCUGCUGGACACUUCUGCACUGAACUCUCCAGCAGGAUAACUGUACAGGGGUUGGCAGAGGGCGUUGGUUCAGCACCUUGGAACAGGGCUCUGCUCAGCUCCAUGAGCAGACCCCAAGGAGCAGCAGCUCUGCUCUCUGCCAGGAGUGGGUGUGCACACUGGGGGUUCAGGUGUGCCAGGCACACCAUCUGUAGCUUGGAAAAUGAGCCAUCAGAUAGAAGUGACUCAACUGAGUGUAUUACGAACAGCUUGUUUGAGGUCACAGCCCUGAACAUCACUUUUAAAAGCUGUGUUUUGAUUUUUUUAAUUGCGUUUGUUUAACGUUACUUUUAGAAAAUAUCUCAUGUUUGAUUGA